Molecule: messenger RNA, 1621 nt
Organism: Protopterus annectens (West African lungfish)
Lineage: Eukaryota; Metazoa; Chordata; Ceratodontiformes; Protopteridae
Product: elongation of very long chain fatty acids protein 4-like
Exons: 8
Coding region: 608-1408 (266 amino acids)
Biological process (GO): fatty acid elongation, monounsaturated fatty acid; very long-chain fatty acid biosynthetic process; sphingolipid biosynthetic process
Cellular component (GO): endoplasmic reticulum membrane
Molecular function (GO): fatty acid elongase activity
Source: RefSeq, a predicted model, not a curated record
GCUGAGUAUAAAUCUGUACCUGCUUACACUGUUUAAGUGUAUCGCCCCGGUAAUUAAGGUGUUGCAUUGCGUCUUAGUCCUCACUCAGCCAGUAAAACUAAAACAAAAUAUAACGUUUUUAAAGUACUGAAUCCUAUCUAUCUAUAAUGCAAAACCUGUUAUUUUAUCAACCUUCUGGUUGUAAGAGCAAUAUUUAAAAUUGUCUCUAUUUUGGGUCUUUGCCCCCCAGUAUUUAUAGCUUUGUCCAGAUUUCUUGCACGAAGAGGUUGAAAGGCUAAUGCGUGGCAUUAUUAACUGACUGCAAUCAUCGUCAAACAUUUUAAGAAGGAAGGAUAAUAUAAAAGAAUGAAGCAAAAUCAGAGACAUUUGUGAGCUACGAGCUCAAUACCAUUGUUGCGUAAACAACCUUCACAAAUAGUGAGGAUUUGUAAUGCGCUUAUAGUUCAGUAAUUAUGGCUGGAUCGUAGUACGGCGUACUAGCAAGCGGUUCUACCUGCCGCCUUCUCUUUUACUUUGAGGGAGCAAAUCGCUUCGAUUUCUUUGGGCGUGGUUGAACAGUUUUUAAAAGAAAGCUUGGUGUGUAUACCAAGACCAUUUUUGUGCCCGAAUGGCUACAGCAUGGGAAAAGAUUAUAGAGUUCUAUGACUCAGCACUUCAGAAUGGAGAUAAGAGAACAGACCCGUGGUUUUUGGUGUACUCCCCUGUUCCUGUGUCACUGAUAUUUAUUUUAUACCUUUCCAUCACUAAGUUUGGACCAGGGUUCAUGAAGGAACGAGAACCUCUAAAUUUGAGAGUUGUACUGAUUGUCUACAAUUUUGCCUUGGUUUGUCUGUCAGCAUACAUGUUUGUUGAGUUUCAGGUCACAUCAUUUAAAGCAGGCUACAGCUAUUUCUGCCAGCCAGUGGAUUACAGCAACAGUGAGCUUGGACUGCGGAUGGCUCGGGUUUGCUGGUGGUUUUUCUUUUCCAAAGUGAUCGAACUUUUAGAUACAGUUUUCUUCAUUCUGAGGAAGAAGUUUAACCAGAUCACAUUUCUUCAUGUUUACCAUCAUGCAACCAUGAUCUUUAAUUGGUGGGCAGGAGUGAAGUAUGUCGCAGGGGGGCAGUCAUUUUUCAUUGGGAUGCUGAAUUCCUUUGUUCACAUCUUCAUGUAUCUUUACUAUGGUCUAGCAGCACUGGGACCUCACAUGCAGCAAUACUUGUGGUGGAAACGUUAUCUCACGAUCCUACAGCUGUUGCAGUUCUUUCUGAUUGCAGUACAUACUUCUUACAAUCUCUUCACAGAGUGUGCUUUUCCAGAUGGUUUCAACAUUAUUGUGUUUGUAUACAUUGUCAGUCUGAUAAUUCUAUUCAGUAACUUUUACUUUCAGUCCUAUAUCAGAGGGAAAGGUAAAGCAAAACAACCUUAAUUUGGGACAUUAUGAUGUGUAAUAAACUCUGUAGCUCAAAGAUGUCUGUGUGUGCUUAGUUGAAUAUGCAUGCAGUCUGUAACACUUAAUUCAGUUAUGAGCGGCAAUCCUGAGGCAAUGAGGAGAAGACCAUGAACUAUGACUUAAGAAGGAAAACUUCUUUAGGUUUGAUUUUUGCUUAUCACUAUUAAACUGCAUACUUAUUCUCUCUUA